Molecule: messenger RNA, 1644 nt
Organism: Akanthomyces muscarius
Lineage: Eukaryota; Fungi; Ascomycota; Sordariomycetes; Hypocreales; Cordycipitaceae
Exons: 3
Coding region: 1-1644 (547 amino acids)
Biological process (GO): protein folding
Cellular component (GO): chaperonin-containing T-complex
Molecular function (GO): ATP binding; ATP hydrolysis activity; ATP-dependent protein folding chaperone
Source: RefSeq, a predicted model, not a curated record
AUGUCCCUCAAUAUUCCCCAGGCCCCCAACUCGGGUCUUUUCAAGCAGGGCUACAACAACUACGACUCCGAGGAUGGCGCUGUCCUCCGCAACAUCGAUGCCUGCCGCGCCAUUGCCCAGACCGUCCAGACCUCGCUGGGCCCCUACGGCCGCAGCAAGGUCGUCAUCAACCACCUGCAAAAGAUGAUCCUCACCUCCGAUGCCGCCACGAUCCUCCGCGAGCUCGACGUUGUCCACCCCGCGGCUAAGCUUCUCGUCAUGGCUUCACAGCAGCAGGAUGCCGAAAUGGGUGACGCUACAAACUUUGUCAUCAUCCUCGCCGGCGAGCUGCUCCGCAAGGCCGAAGACCUGCUUCGCAUGGGCCUCAAGACGGCCGACAUUGUCCUCGGCUACGAGAGGGCGCAGAAGUUUGCUCUCGACACCCUCGAGCAGCUGGCUGUUGACAAGGUCGAGAACAUCCGUGACCAGGAAGAACUCACCAAGGCUCUGCGCACCGUCAUUGCAAGCAAGCAAAACGGCAACGAAGACACGCUGGCGGAACUCGUCGCCGAGGCUGUCCUUGCUGUCCUGCCCAAGAACCCGGCCAACUUCAACGUCGACAACAUUCGCGUCGUCAAGAUUAUGGGCGGCAGCCUGGAGCAGAGCCGUGUCGUUCGCGGCAUGGUCUUCCCCAAGGAGCCUCACGGUAUCGUCAAGAAGGCCACUCGUUCCAAAGUCGCCGUCUACACCUGCCCCAUUGAUACCAGCCAGACCGAGACCAAGGGCACAGUUCUGCUGCACAACGCCAAGGAAAUGAUGGACUUCACCAAGGGCGAGGAGAACCAGCUCGAGACUGCCAUCAAGGAGCUUUACGAUGCCGGUGUCCGCGUCGUUGUCUGCGGCGACCGCAUCGGCGACCUUGCUCUCCACUACCUCAACAGAUUUGGCAUCCUCGCCAUCAAGAUUCUCUCCAAGUUUGACCUCCGCAGAGUAUGCCGCGUCGUCGGCGCCACUCCCUUGGCCCGCCUUGGUGCCCCCAUGCCUGACGAGAUGGGCAACAUUGACAUUGUCGAGACUAUGGAGAUUGGUGGCGAUCGUGUUACCGUCUUCCGCCAGGAGGACGAAGUUACCCGCACAGCUACCCUGGUUCUCCGUGGUGCUACGCAGAACCACCUCGACGACAUUGAGCGCGCUGUCGAUGACGGCGUCAACGUUGUCAAGGCUAUCACCAAGGACCCCCGCCUGGUGCCCGGUGCCGGUGCCACUGAGAUUCAGCUGAGCACCAAGAUCCAGGCCCAGGGUGACAAGACCCCCGGCCUCAGUCAGUACGCCAUCAAGAAGUACGGCGAGGCCUUUGAGGUCAUUCCUCGCACACUCGCCGAGAGCUGCGGCCUCGACGCCACCGAAGUCCUUUCCAGAUUAUAUGCUGCCCACCACAAGGCCGAGGAUGGCGACACUGGUGUUGACGUGGAAAACUCCGACGGCACUGGUAUUCUGGAUGCGCAGGAGGACGGCAUCCUCGACCUUCUGGCCUCCAAGUACUGGGCUAUUAAGCUCGCCACCGAGGCUGCCCGCACAGUCUUGUCUGUUGACCAGAUCAUCGUCGCUCGCCAAGCAGGUGGCCCCAAGCCCCCGGGUCCCAACCCUAACUGGGAUGACGACUAA